This is a messenger RNA of Acanthoscelides obtectus, 1533 nucleotides long. NCBI's taxonomy places the organism in Eukaryota, Metazoa, Arthropoda, Insecta, Coleoptera, Chrysomelidae. The record is from the annotation of a GenBank genome assembly.
AUGCCAUAUUUAUUCUCCAAUGAAGAGUUAGCGGAUAUUCAUUUUGUGUAUGGCUUUAUAGAUGGAAACGCAGCAGAAGCAGCCAGAGAAUACGCACGAAGAUUUCCAAACAGACGACAUGCAACUCGCUCAGUAUUUGUAAUAGUGCAUCGCCAAAUAAUUGAAAAUGGUUUUGGAAAUCUCCAAAGGGAUCAAAACAUAAAUGUUCGUCAGCGCAGAUUUACCCGUAUGAUUCUGCGUGAGUUUGAUAGAGAUCCGACCACAAGUAUUAGGAGAGUUUCUGGUGCCUUGGGAAUUUCAGCAAGCCAUGUUCACCGUGUUCUUAGAAAUGACCAUAGACGUCCUUACCAUUUGCAACCUGUGCAAGGACUACAGCCAGGGGCGGAGAACGAAGAAUCACAUUUUUUUUUAAGUAACGUUUUAUGGUCCGAUGAGUCAUGCUUCACUAGACGUGGAGUGGUAAAUUUUCAUAAUCAACAUAUUUGGUCGCAUGAAAAUCCGCAUGCAAUUGGUAUCUACCGUAAUCGACUAUUUGGACCCUACCUUUUGCCUGCAGGGUUAAAUGCUGCGACCUUCUUGGAAUUUUUAAAGGCUGAAUAUGCAAAUAUGUGGGAUGAUGUUAUGUUAGAUUUAAGAAGAUUGGCCUGGUUCCAGCUUGAUGGUUGUCCAGCUCAUUAUUCGAGAAUAGUUAGAAACUGGCUGAACGAAAAUUAUCCAGAAAGAUGGAUCGGCCGUGGAGGACCAGUCGCCUGGCCUCCACGAUCCCCUGACCUAAAUCCAUCAGAUUUCUUUGUGUGCGGAUUUCUAAAAGAAAAAGUGUACCAGACUCCCGUAACCACAAGAGAUGUGCUAAUAGACAGAAUCAGGAAUGCAUGUGAUGAAAUAAGGCUUUAUUUGAAUAAUGCUAUACCACGUUCGAUCAUUCGUAGAUGUGAAUUGUGUAUUGAACAAUUGGGUUUACAUUUCGAGCAACUACUUCAAAUUUUGUAUUGGUGCAGACAACGGUCACUCUGGGAUCAGGAAUGGGACAGUAUUGUCUUUAGUGACGAGUCUCGAUUUUGUUUAGGCAUGCACGAUGGUCGUGCCAGGGUUAGAAGGCGACGUGGUGAAAGGAGGAAUCCACAGUUUUUUGUUGUAAGACAUGUUCACACUGUUGGAGUUAUGGUUUGGGGUGCUAUAGCUUAUGGUUCCAGGUCACCUUUAAUCUUCGUCAGAGGUAACAUGAACGCGCAGCAUUAUAUCCACGAAGUUCUAGAACUCCGUCUUUUACCCUAUCUUGACACCCUGGCAGAUCCAACUUUCCAACAAGAUAAUGCCCGACCACAUGUUGCAAGAGUCACAAUAGACUUCUUUCAACAUACUGAUGUCACACUGUUACCAUGGCCACCAAGAUCUCCCGACUUAUCCCCAAUUGAGCACUUGGUGGUUGCCUGGAAUGAGAUACCACAGGAGGACAUUGACCACCUGAUCAGAAGCAUGCCUAGGCGCGUUGGAGAAUGCGUGGCACAUCAGGGUGCAUCCAUACAUUAUUAA